AUGAUAAUUGUUUCUUGGAAUGUGCGUGGUGUUGGCAAGGUAGAGUGUGCCAGUACCAUUAGAGACUUAAAAAAAGCUUAUGGUAUUGAUGUUUUUGCUGUGCUUGAGCUUAGAAUUGGUGGUUCUCGAGCUCUCUCUGUUGCAAAGAGUUUGGGAUUUUCCCAUUAUCAUAUUGUGGAUCCCAUUGGUUUUUCUGGGGGUGUGUGGCUUCUUUGGGAUGGUAAUUUUGUUUCUUUACAUGUUGUUGCUCAUUCGAGUCAAACCAUUACUGCUUUAGUUACUAUGGAUGCUAAGAGGUGGUUGCUAACAGUAGUUUAUGCUAGUCCAUGUUCUAAUGUGAGAACCUCUCUUUGGAAGUAUUUUGAUGGGUUGGCUGCUGUUUGUAAUUUACCUUGGUUGUUGCUUGGGGAUUUUAAUGAUAUUGUUUGUGGUGAUGAGAAGCUUGGUGGUAAUUUUGAUGUUGGUGGUCAGCAUUUUAUUGAGUGGCUUGAUAGGAAUCAUCUUAUUGAUUUGGGUUUUUCUGGCACUAAUUUUACCUGGUGUAAUAAAAGGGGUGAAGAGGAUAUUAUUUGGAAACGGCUUGAUAGAGAAUCUAUGCCUUUCAGAUUCCAAGCAAUGUGGUUAAGUCAUCCUAGCUUUUUUGAGUUCCUUUCUGGUUUGUGGAAUUCUGGUACGGGAAAUGCUUUUCAGAAGCCUCCUAGUCUUAUUUGGCCUCUUCAACGUUGGAAUAAACAGGUGUUUGGAUGUCUUUUUCAAAAGAAAAGAAGGAUUUUGGCUUGGCUUGCUGGUAUUCAAAGAAGCUUAUGUAUGCAGUUUAAUCCUUUCCUUAGUCAGUUGGAAACUGAUUUGACUACAGAGCAUAAUCGCAUCCUUGAUCAAGAAGAGGUUUUUUGGUUGCAAAAAUCUAGAAACACUUGGCUUAAGGAAGGUGAUAGGAAUACAAUUUUUUUUCAUCUUUCUACUAUUAUUAGAAGUCGCUGGAAUAAAUUGGAAGGGUUGACUAAUGAUGCUGGAGAGUGGAUUUCUGAGAAAGGAGGUAUGAAACAAAUUGUUAUUCACUAUUUUCAAGGGCUGUUUAGUGAGCCUACUUUAUCUGGUGAGUAUUCUUUACUUCCCCAGUAUUUUCCUGAGCUUGAGCACUCUGUUUGCACAAGGUUAAAUGGUGAGGUUUCUAAUGUGGAGAUUCAAAGUAGUUUAUUUGCUAUUGGUGGGUUGAAAACGCCUGGCCCUGAUGGAGCUUCUCUUCCUGAGCACCUUAAUGAUACUUUAAUUGCUUUGGUUCCUAAGGUUGAAAGGCCUCUUAAUAUGGCUCAACUUAGGCCUAUUAGUUUAUGUAAUACUCUCUAUAAAGUGGUUUCUAAGAUUUUAGUUUCUAGGCUUCGUCCUAUUAUGAGUAAAAUUGUUAGACCCACUCAAGUCAGUUUUGUGCCAGGGAGACAUAUUGUUGAUAAUAUUGUGAUUGCUCAGGAGAUGCUUCAUAAGUUCAAGGUUGCUAAAGGUCAAAAGGGUUUUAUUGCUUGGAAAAUUGAUCUUUCCACGCCCUAUGAUCGUUUAAGUUGGUCUUUUAUUAAAGAGGCCUCUAUUGAGCAGUGUUUGGAUGAUUUUUGCUCCCUUUCUGGUCAGAAGGUCAGUUUUGAAAAGUCUAUGGUUUGCGUGUCCCCUAAUGCUUGUCCUGGUUUGGCUCAGAAUAUUGCCUCUAUUAGUGGUUCUCCUUUAUCUGAUAACCUUGUUACCUCAGCUAUUCCUAUUUAUUCUAUGCAAACUGCUAUGUUGCCUGCUUCUGUUUGUUCCAAGUUGGAUCAGUUAAAUAAGAAUUUUCUUUGGGGGCAUGCCUUUGAUAAGGUUAAGGUGCAUCUUGUGAACUGGGAAACUGUGUGUAAGUCUACAUGUGUUGGUGGUUUGGGAGUGAAAAAGGCUGCUUGGAUGAAUCAAGCUUUAUUGGCUAAAUCCGGUUGGAGACUUCUUCAUAAUGACAAAGGGCUUUGGGCCAAAGUUCUUAAGGCUAAAUAUUUAAAAAACUGUGAUAUGUUGUCUGUUAAUGAGCAUAAGUUUCGUAAUUGCUCUAGCAGCAGGAGGGGUGUGUUAUUUGGUGCUAAGCUUCUUCCCUCUGAUGUUAAAUGGAGAGUAGGUUCUGGUGAUUCCAUUUUGUUUUGGACUGAUGUUUGGCUGAGUUGUGGUGCUCUUAUAAAUUAUGCCCUCAUUGAUUUGUCUGAGGAAAUGCUCCAGUUGAAUGUGAGUGAUUUUCUGGAGGAGGGUUUGUGGGAUAUUGCUUGCUUGCAAGAGUGUCUUCCUCCUAAUAUUGUGUUCAUGAUUACUAGUAUUCAUGCUGGCUUCAUUGAUAGUGGUCCUGAUAUGUGCAUUUGGAGGUUUACUUCUAAUGGUAAAUUUUCUGUGAAAUAUGCCUACCAAUUUUUUUGUCCAGUUGAGGCUGGUUCUAAUUGGCAUUGGGGGUUUAUUUGGAGGUUGCAGCUGCCUCCUAAGGGUGCUUUGUCACAAAAAGCUCCUUACUAA
This is a messenger RNA of Prunus mume (Japanese apricot), 2511 nucleotides long. The record is from RefSeq and is a predicted model, not a curated record. Lineage: Eukaryota; Viridiplantae; Streptophyta; Magnoliopsida; Rosales; Rosaceae.